Molecule: messenger RNA, 333 nt
Organism: Babesia microti strain RI
Lineage: Eukaryota; Apicomplexa; Aconoidasida; Piroplasmida; Babesiidae
Product: prefoldin subunit 2
Exons: 3
Coding region: 1-333 (110 amino acids)
Biological process (GO): protein folding
Cellular component (GO): cytoplasm; prefoldin complex
Molecular function (GO): protein folding chaperone
Source: RefSeq, a predicted model, not a curated record
AUGGAUGUCGCUUACGGUGUAGAAUCGAGGAAACAGGCAAUUCGCAUAUUAGACAACCAAAAACUUACAUUAAUAACGCAAUAUGAUGAACUGACCCAGGAUGCCACUGAGCAUAGGCUGGUUCUGGAUGCUAUAAAUCAGCUACCAAAGGAUAGGCGAUGUUUUAGAGUUGUAGGAGGGGUGGCAAUUGAAACUACAGUUGAUAAUGUCAAGCCACAAUUAGAAAUGGAGGCAGGAAAGAUUAAAGAUCUACAGAAAGUUGUUGAGAAACAACUGGAAACGAUUAACCAACAGCUACUAAAGGUCAAGGGGGAGGAGAUUCCUAAAAAUUAA